CCGAAAAAGUACUUAAUUGAUGGAUCAACCACUCUCUAAUUUAGUAAUAGAGUUUUAUUGUUGUUGUCUAAAAGACUUUUUCUUUGGUUGACUUCACCCCCACAACGUUGUUAGGCGUCUCACAUUGACAUUGCUAUCUCCUUCUCUAAUUUCAUUAUGCAGAUUGGUUUCUAAAAAGACUUAAAGAUCAUAUUCAUGACAUGGCUCUUGAUCCUUCGUCUCGUAGUUGGGUACACGAUGUCUUCCCGAGCUUCCACGGAGCAGAUGUUCGCAAAGACUUUCUCAGUCACGUUAUCAAGGAGUUCAAAGCAAAGGGAAUCGACAUAUUCAAUGAUAAUGAUAUUGAGAGAAGCAAAUCGAUCCGUCCAGAACUCGAAAAAGCUAUUAGAGGAUCAAGAAUCCUGAUCGUCUUGCUCUCGGAAAAUUACGCUUCUUCGACAUGGUGCCUUAAUGAAUUGGUGGAGAUUAUGAAUUGUAGCAAAGAGUUGGGUCAAACGGUGAUGACCAUUUUCUAUAAAGUGCAUCCAACUGAUGUAAAGAAGCAAACCGGAAAUUUUGGACAAGUCUUCAGAAAAACUUGCAAGGGUAAAACAAAAGAGAACAUUAGGAGAUGGAGACAUGCUUUAGCCGAAGUGGCAAUAAUUGCUGGUUACCAUUCAAGCAACUGGUGUAAUGAAGCGGACAUGAUCGAACAAAUUGCGACAAACGUUUCAAAUGCACUAAAUAAUUCUAUCCCAUCAAACUGCUUUGAAGACUUAGUUGGGAUUGAAGCUCACAUGGAAAAGAUGAUGUCUUUGUUAUGCCUAGAAUGUGAUGAAGUGAGAAUGGUAGGGGUUUUGGGUCCUGCGGGUAUUGGUAAGACGACCAUCGUUAGAGCCUUAUAUGAAACACUUUGUAGUAACUUCACUCAUACUGCAUUUAUGGUGAGUAUAAAAGGAGUCUAUACAGUACAGAACCGCGACAACUUUGCACUCAUGUUGCAAUUACAAGAACAACUUUUAUCUCAAACCUUAAAUCAAAAGGAUUUGAAGAUACGUCACUUAGGUGUGGCACGGGAAAGGUUGAAAGAUAAGAAAGUGCUUGUCGUUCUUGAUGAUGUUGAUCGGUUAGUACAGUUAGAUGCUAUGGCGAAAGAACCUAAAUGGUUUGGUAAUGGAAGUCGGAUUAUCAUAACAACACAAGACCACAACCUCUUAAAGGCACAUGGUAUCAAUAAUAUUUACAAGGUGGAUUAUCCUAUUGAUGAAGAGGCGCUGCAAAUCUUCUGCUUGAAUGCUUUUGGGCAAAAGUCCAUUAGAGAUGGUUUCGAGGAGCUUGCAUGGGAAGUUACAAAACUUUCCGGGAAACUCCCCUUGGGAUUAAGUGUAAUGGGCUCUUAUUUCCGAGGAAUGUCCAAGCAAGAGUGGAUCGAUGCACUACCAAGGUUAAGAACUAGGCUUCACCAAGAUAUUCAAAGUGUUUUAAGAUUCAGUUACGACGCCUUAUGCGAUGAAGAUAAAGAUUUAUUUCUUUAUAUAGCUUGCUUUUUCAGCCAUAAAAGUAUUCAGACACUUGAAGAUUAUCUUGCGGAUACGUUCUUGGACUUGAGUCAAGGGCUUAAAAUAUUAGCUGAAAAGUCUCUCAUAUCUCGGGAAUGUGGAUUUAUAAAGAUGCCUAGUCUGUUAGUACAACUAGGUAGAGAAAUUGUUCGUAACCAAUUUGUUCAAGAACCUGGACAACGCAAAUUUUUGGUUGAUGCUAGAGAGAUAUGUGAAGUCACUAAGGAAUCGGGUAGUAAAAGUACAGUAGGUAUGGAUCUCGACUUAUCUGAAAUCAACGGUGAUUUUGAUAUUAGCGAAAGAUGCUUCGAAAGAAUUUGGAAUCUCCAAUUCUUAAGAUUCCAUGGAAAAGUUGAAGGUUAUAAUGGUUGUAGAUUGCACUCUCAACAAAGUCUGAAAUAUCUAUCUCCGAAGCUUCGAUUACUACAUUGGGAAUAUUUUCCUAUGACAUGUUUGCCUUCUGGCAUCAAUACAUCGUUCCUUGUCGAGCUAAACAUGCGUUACAGCAUGCUUAAGAAGCUGUGGGAAGGAGUUCAACCUCUACAAAAUCUCAAGUGGGUGGAUUUGAGUUAUUCCAAAAACCUGAAGAAGCUUCCUGAUCUCUCAACGGCCACUAAUCUCUUGAGUUUAGAUAUCAGUCACUGCUCAAGGUUGAUAGAGCUACCAUCUUCAAUUGGAAACGCAAUGAACCUCUUGAUUUUGAAUAUCGAACAUUGCACAAGCUUGCUGACUAUCCCAAACUCUAUCGAAAGUAUCCCUAAUCUCAAGAUAUUUCUUGUUGAAUGCUCAAGUCUGGUGCAACUCCCUUCUUGUAUUUGGAAUAUCACUAGUCUCAACACAUUUAAUCUCGACAAUUUCUCUAGUUCUUACCAGGACCCUUUGAUGUGGAAUGCUAAGAAUUUCCAAGAUUUGGAUCUCAGUGGAUGCUCAAGUCUAAGGAGGCUCCCUUCUAUAGUUAAUGCAGCCACUAAUCUCCAUGAGCGAAAGCCUAAUUUCAUAGAGAGAAACCCAUAUCUUUAUAGAUACUUAUCUUCGGUGGGACUCUCCUCCUCUGUAGUUGAUGUCACUUAUCUUCAUGAGCAAAAUCAAACAUCUUCGGUGGGAUUCUCUUCCUCUAUUGGUAAUGUUACUAAUCUCAAGAAACUAAAUCUCAGCAACUGCUCAAGUCUAGGAUUCAAGAAGAAGAAUUAACACAAUCUCAAAAUAUAUCUUCUUUAUUUCUUUAGGAAAAAUACCUCAAAAACCUAAAGCUCACAAACUCUCAAAUCUUGAAUAAUAGGAAGUCACAACCCAACAUCUCUAUUUAUAAGGAACCUUACAAUCACUCUUUCCUAAUCUCUCUAGGAAGACAAUUCCUUAUUUCACACAACUUCCUAAACUUCCAAUUCUAAUCUCUUAGGCUUGCUUGAGCACCAAGCUUACUCCAACAUUCUCCUCCUUAAGCUUGUAAUGCAUUUUCUCCAAGUCUUGAACUCCCAUGAGCUCUCUCAUCUCUUUAAACCUCAUAUUACCCAAUGCUUUAGUAAGUAUGUCUGCCUUUUGUAUGAUUCCUGGAACAUGCUCAACCACAACCUCUUCUUUCUCCACACAUUCUCUUAUAAAGUGAAAGCGCCUCUGAAUGUGUUUACUUCGGCCGU
Molecule: messenger RNA, 3175 nt
Organism: Camelina sativa (false flax)
Lineage: Eukaryota; Viridiplantae; Streptophyta; Magnoliopsida; Brassicales; Brassicaceae
Product: disease resistance protein TAO1-like
Biological process (GO): defense response; signal transduction
Molecular function (GO): ADP binding; ATP hydrolysis activity
Source: RefSeq, a predicted model, not a curated record